AUGGAUGAUAUUACUACUACAAAAACAAGUAACAAUAAUAAUAAUAACAAUGAAACAAAUACCGAUAUUAUAAAUAACAAUGGAUUUGAUCAUUCCUUUAUUGUACAUAAUUGGAAAUUAAAAGUAUUUACAACACUUGAUAUCAAUGUCAGACAUGCAAUUUCAGUUCACAUUCAAAGUGUGCAUCGUUGGUUACUUCAAAGUGUCGCGACGAUCAGAAUGAUAACGAUGAUCAUGGGAUGCUACACUCACCGGAGAUCGAUAGAAAAGCACUACACACUAAACCAGCAUCACACAGAUUCCAUGUGGCUUCUAAAUCGAUUCGAAAGUUCUGUAACUACUGUAGAGACACUACAUUCACUAUUAGCAAUCAGUGCUAUGCUUGCAGUGACUGUAGAAGAUAUUGGUGCAAGUACAACUCACACUAGCAAUAACAACAAACAGAAUUUAGUAAAUUGGAGAUUGGAAUCACCUAUUCCUUCUAAACUAUUGAUGAUAUUCAUCAACUCAAAGAGUGGUGGUCAAAUGGGAACUAAAUUCCUCAAGAAAUUCUCGUCGAUUGUCAACCCAUUGCAAAUUAUCGAUUUAAUACACCAUGGUCCCGAUCAUGGAGUACAAAUCAUACAACGAUACCUCGAAGAGAAUCCAGGUGAUGUAGAAAGAUUUAGAUUACUUGUGUGUGGUGGUGAUGGAACCGUUGGUUGGGUACUCCAGAUUCUCAAGAAAUACAACCUUCCACCCAUUCCAAUCGCCAUCAUUCCACUUGGCACUGGAAACGACAUGUCCAGAUCACUUGGCUGGGGACCAGGUUACAACAAUGAAAAUCUAAAACUAAUUUUAAAAUCAAUAUCUGAAGCGAAACUAACUCAUUUAGAUACAUUCACUGUAAAUAUUAAACAAGAUAUGAAAGGAAUCAAUACAAUUGUAAUGAAUAAUUAUUUUAGUAUUGGUUUAGAUGCGAAUAUUGCUUUGGGUUUCCACGAAGCAAGGAAUGCAAAUCCACAUCUAUUCACUGGAAGAACUAUUAAUAAGAUUUGGUAUGGUAAGAUCGGUUUGGAGGAAUUUGUUACGCGAAGUUUCCCUUCGAUGUCUGAGAUCUUGGAGAUUACCAUCGAUGGCCAACCACUGAAGCUGGAGAAAUCGAUCGAAGGAAUCAUGAUCAUCAAUGUAAAUAACUAUGCCGGUGGUGUUCGAUUGUGGAAGAAAUCAUCCAGUAAAUUCAAAGCUCAAAAGAUUGACGAUGGCGUGCUCGAGUUGGUUGGUGUCACUGGUGUGCCGCACUUGGGUUCGAUCAUCAGUGGCGUAGCUUCACCACUGAAAUUGGCACAGGGCUCGCAUAUCCUCAUCAAACAUAGAACCAAGAAGCAACCGACUACCGCCGUUCAGGUUGACGGUGAACCAUUUAGCGUGGAGUCCUGCGAGAUUGAAAUUAAAUUCGAAAGAAAGGUACUGAUGUUGGCACAAAAAGAUUACAAAACGAAAUCAUCAGAGUUUGAUCCAGUUUUAAUUCCAAACGUUGGAAUAUCGACGUCUCCAAACACCAUCUCCAAUAUAUCAUCAUCAACAACAACAACAGCAACAACUACAACAACAAAUACUACCUUUUUACCAUCACCAGACAUUUUAAAUACACCUUCAUCAGUAAUGACAUCUCCUGAAACAACGACAAUUACAACAACAGAGACAGAGACAUCACCAACAAACACAAACGAAAAUGAAAACAAAGAGAAAAUGGAAAUUAUCAAAAUAACGAAUUCUGAUGAUGACGAAAUGGAUGGAACUCAAUUAAACUAG
Molecule: messenger RNA, 1794 nt
Organism: Heterostelium album PN500
Lineage: Eukaryota; Evosea; Eumycetozoa; Acytosteliales; Acytosteliaceae
Gene: dgkA
Product: diacylglycerol kinase
Exons: 4
Coding region: 1-1794 (597 amino acids)
Molecular function (GO): ATP-dependent diacylglycerol kinase activity
Source: RefSeq, a predicted model, not a curated record